Messenger RNA from Staurois parvus, 473 nucleotides. The record is from the annotation of a GenBank genome assembly. NCBI's taxonomy places the organism in Eukaryota, Metazoa, Chordata, Amphibia, Anura, Ranidae.
CCUGUACACUGUGUCCGCAGUCUCUGGUCAUCUCCUGUACUAUGUCCGCAGUCUCUGGUCAUCUCCUGUACAGUGUCCGCAGUCUCUGGUCAUCUCCUGUACUGUGUCCGCAGUCUCUGGUCAUCUCCUGUACUGUGUCUGCAGUCUCUGGUCAUCCUCCUGUACUGUGUCCGCAGUCUCUGGUCAUCUCCUGUACUGUGUCUGCAGUCUCUUGUCAUCUCCUGUACUGUGUCUGCAGUCUCUGGUCAUCUCAUUUGUACUAUGUCUGCAGUCUCUGGUCAUCUCCUGUACUGUGUCCGCAGUCUCUGGUCAUCUCCUGUACUGUGUCUGCAGUCUCUGGUCAUCUCCUGUACUGUGUCGCACAGUCUCUGGUCAUCUCCUGUACUAUGUCUGCAGUCUCUGGUCAUCUCCUGUACUGUGUCUGCAGUCUCUGGUCAUCUCCUGUACUGUGUCUGCAGUCUCUGGUCAUCUCC